This is a messenger RNA of Phlebotomus argentipes, 586 nucleotides long. RefSeq names its product protein FAM32A. The record is from RefSeq and is a predicted model, not a curated record. The coding region runs from base 97 to 447 and encodes 116 amino acids. Lineage: Eukaryota; Metazoa; Arthropoda; Insecta; Diptera; Psychodidae. The transcript has 2 exons. Gene Ontology annotation, cellular component: nucleolus.
CCAUCAUUCGCCGUAAGCACAGCUGACACCUCAAAACAUAAACAAAGUGUGUUUUUGUGCGAAAUAUUGUGAAAACUUGAAUAAAACCUCUGAAAAAUGUCCGAUGACGAGUACUCUCACGUGUCCAAGGGAAAGCUGAAGCUAAAGAGCGAUGGGGAGGUGAGGAAGAAGAAGAAAAAGAAGAAGGACAAGGAGAAAAUGAAGGAGAAGGUCCAGACGGCAAUUGCUGAAGGCAGCACGGGCAGUACGGGCAGCGCUUCCGGAGGCAGCAAGAGAGUGUUGACCAAGGCUGAGAUGUCAUUCAAGAAGAUGCAGGAGAAGACGCAAAACAAGCGGAUUCUGGAGAAGGCUUCAAUGACGCACAAGGAGCGCGUGGAGAAGUUCAAUCAGCAUCUGGACAGCCUCACGGAGCACUUCGACAUUCCCAAGGUGUCGUGGACAAAGUAGACGUGUUCGCCUGCAAAUCUAUUUAUUUCUUCAAGUUUUCUUCAGUGUAUAAAUUACAAAUAGUUUUUAUCCUCGGAACCACUAAUCUUUCUACGUCCCCUAACAUCUUCUGAUAUGUUGCUGAAGUGCCGCCACUUCC